CCUGCAUCCCGGACCAAGAGCCACCCCCACACCGAGCGUGUCUCGGAGGGUGGCGGAUCGGAGGCCGGGCCCGCGCGAGGAGCCGCUCUGCGCCGGGAGCAGCAGCCCCUGCAACGCGGAGUUUCUGAAGAUGUCAGCAGAUAUCCCGUUAAAUAUUAAUAUUAAGGAGCCCCGAUGGGAUCAAAGCACUUUCAUUGGACGCGCCAGUCACUUCUUUACUGUAACAGAUCCCCGGAAUAUUUUGUUAUCUGAUGCCCAGCUAGAAAAUGCAAGAAAAAUUGUUCAUGAUUACAGACAAGGUAUCGUGGCACCUGGCUUGACAGAAGAUGAUUUGUGGAGAGCAAAAUAUAUCUAUGAUUCCGCCUUUCAUCCAGACACUGGUGAAAAGAUGAUCUUGAUUGGCAGAAUGUCAGCUCAGGUCCCAAUGAACAUGACUAUCACAGGUUGUAUGAUGACCUUUUACAGAACGACACCAGCGGUGGUUUUCUGGCAGUGGAUUAACCAGUCCUUCAACGCUAUAGUCAAUUACACAAACAGGAGCGGUGAUGCCCCCAUCACGGUCAGCCAGCUGGGAACAGCCUAUGCCUCUGCUACCACGGGUGCUGUUGCAACUGCUUUAGGACUUAAUGCACUAACCAAGCAUGUCUCACCUCUCAUAGGAAGAUUUGUUCCUUUUGCUGCUGUUGCAGCUGCUAACUGUAUUAAUAUUCCACUAAUGAGACAAAGGGAACUCAAGUUUGGAAUCCCYAUCACAGAUGAGAAUGGGAACAGACUGGGUGAAUCAACCAAAGCAGCUCAGCAGGCAAUUACUCAGGUGGUUAUAUCAAGGAUUCUGAUGGCUGCUCCUGGCAUGGCAAUUCCUCCCUUUAUAAUGAAUACAUUGGAGAAGAGAGCCUUUCUAAAGAGAUUUCCAUGGAUGAGUGCUCCCAUUCAAGUUGGAUUAGUUGGCUUCUGUCUUGUCUUUGCAACACCUUUGUGCUGUGCCCUGUUUCCUCAGAAAAGUUCCAUGGCUGUAGCACGCUUGGAACCAGAACUGCAAGCCAAGAUCCGAGAGAGCCGCCCUGAAUUAGAACGUGUAUACUUUAAUAAAGGAUUAUAAUUCAAGGAAGGCAGAAUACCUUUCACAGAGGAUCUUGUGAACUGAGUUAUGUGCCAAUAUAGUUGAAGAGAACUCACUUAACCUGUGCUUUUGUUAAACAACUUCAAUCAUGCACAUUAUUUUAUAUUUAAAGACCUUUCCUCAUUAUAGUGUUUAUGU
Messenger RNA from Nothoprocta perdicaria, 1258 nucleotides. It is a transcript of the gene SFXN1, whose product is annotated as sideroflexin 1. NCBI's taxonomy places the organism in Eukaryota, Metazoa, Chordata, Aves, Tinamiformes, Tinamidae. The coding region runs from base 131 to 1099 and encodes 322 amino acids. Gene Ontology annotation, biological process: serine import into mitochondrion; monoatomic ion transport. Gene Ontology annotation, molecular function: monoatomic ion transmembrane transporter activity. Gene Ontology annotation, cellular component: mitochondrial inner membrane. The record is from RefSeq and is a predicted model, not a curated record. The transcript is spliced from 11 exons.